AUGAGCGACACAACGGCGCAGAGCGAGAAGAGCAUGGAUACUAAACCUCCACAGCCUCAAGAACCUCCAUCCAGACCCGCUGGAGGACCAUCUCCACCGCCGAAUGGAGGUACCUUGGCAUGGCUGAAUGUCUUGGGCAGUUUCAUGCUCUAUUUCAACACCUGGGGUAUCCUGAACACAUUCGGUGCUUACCAGACCUACUAUGAGUCUGGCGUGCUCUUCACGGCGAGUUCUUCUGAUAUUUCUUGGGUCGGCUCGAUCGCAGCCUUUAUGUUGCUCUUUGUGGGACUCUUUGUCGGCCCGAUUUACGACCGUGGCUUCCUCCGCACACUGCUUAUCGUCGGUGGCUUCAUGGUCGUCUUCGGGCAUAUGAUGCUCAGUCUCUGCAAGACCUUCUGGCAAGUUCUGCUCGCCCAAGGCUUCGUGGUCGGUAUCGGCACCGGUUGUCUCUUUGUGCCUUGCGUCGCUAUUAUCCCCCAGUACUUCAGCACCAAGAUGGGCAUGGCCAUGGGCAUCGCUGCCUCAGGUUCCGCCCUGGGAGGUGUCAUUUAUCCCGUCGUGCUGUAUCGGCUGAUCAACGAGAUUGGCUUCCCUUGGGCUGUUCGCGUCAUUGGAUUCAUCGCGCUGGGAACUUUGUUGAUCCCCUUAGCUGUGAUGAAGCUCCGUGUCAAGCCCCCCAAGGUUCGCGCCAUCUUGGAUCCGACCGCGUUCACUGACGCCGGCUACAUGACAUUCAUCCUCACCUCUCUCGUCGCCUAUAUGGGCUUGUUCGUUAUUCUGUUCUACCUGUCCUACUACUCUGCCGCGGAGCACAUCACCGACGAAUCUCUCGCCUUUUACCUGGUCACCAUCUUCAACGCUGCAUCUGUGUUUGGCCGAACCAUCCCCAACAAGAUGGCCGACAAGAUGGGUCCCUUCAACCUUCUCGUGCCAGCCUCCUUAAUCUCCGGUAUGCUGAUGCUGCUCAUGAUGGUUGUGCAUUCCAAAGGCGCGAUCAUCGUCAUGGCAUUGCUCUCCGGGUUUAUGAGUGGUGCUCUGAUCGGCUUGCCGCCCAUGUGUCUUGCCAUGCUCACCAAGGACAAGUCGCGACUGGGAACUCGAAUCGGUAUGGGUUACGCCAUUAUUGCUCUGGGUGUCCUUAUCAGCGGCCCCAGCAGUGGCGCCAUCCUCCGGACCGGUGGUGAUUCCCUUAACUGGCACAGCUUGUGGACGUUUGGUGGUGUACCGACUUGCGUUGCUGGUCUGUUGUACGCUGUGAUUCGUGUGGCCAAGUAUGGCCCCAAGCUUGCGAUUAAGGCAUAA
This is a messenger RNA of Aspergillus bombycis, 1302 nucleotides long. Its product is annotated as MFS monocarboxylate transporter. Gene Ontology annotation, cellular component: fungal-type vacuole membrane. Lineage: Eukaryota; Fungi; Ascomycota; Eurotiomycetes; Eurotiales; Aspergillaceae. Bases 1 to 1302 code for a protein of 433 amino acids. Gene Ontology annotation, biological process: transmembrane transport. The record is from RefSeq and is a predicted model, not a curated record. Gene Ontology annotation, molecular function: transmembrane transporter activity. The transcript has a single exon.